AUGCCUCCGUUCGCUCCGAAGUCUCCGUCGUUUCCGCUCGCGGCGGAGUCGAAUCGGCUCCCGCCCUCGGAGCGGCGCGGAUUGGCUGAGCAGCGGGAUGUUGACGGCCGCCAGCUGCCCGCAAACGCGGUCGAGCCUGUCCAUCCGCUCACCGUGCGUCCCUGCUCUCACGUUCCUCGUCGAAAAGGCAGAGAGAUGGAACCUAGACACGAAGUCCGAGGCAUUGUUUGGUCCUCCGAGAGAGAAGAACUCCCGACUCUCCUGCUUCCCGCACCCAGACCAUCUGCCUCGCCGUGCACGGAGAACCGCGCAUGCAUGAGCUGCUGGGGUCGGAUCGGAACGCUUUACUGUUCGGAGUGCAGCAAGUUUCUUUGUGGCAUUUGCGCACUGAAACUGCAUGCGUCUGGGCCGAAUCAACAGCACGUGAUCAACACCGCGAGCAAGGCAGGAGUUUUCGAGCUGGAUGCUCCCAAGGUUGAAGAAGUUGAAGAAGAAGAAGUUGCGUCCACGGUAGACGACUUCGACCUCGCCUUCGACGAGGAUGUUCUUGAAACAAUCAAGGAAACGACGACUGCAUGCUCUCGACAUCCUGAAGAGGGACUCACCUUGGCCUGCGCCACUUGCCGGUACUUGCCUCUCUGUGUUAAAUGCGCCGGCGCGCCGCUACAUCAGAAACACCAAAUCAUCAGCGUCAGAGAAGCUGUCCCCAUUGCGAGAGACAUGUUGAAUCAGGAUUAUUCGAGGCUCGCCCACCAGCUUGCUCAGCUCCAGCACGUUAUGUCGAAGCUACGCAGUGCCAAGAGAAAGGCGGCUGAUCUCGCCGAAGUGCACCAGCACAAAAUUGACGACGCAUUCAAAGGGUUGUACAAAACGAUCGACUUGCGCGUCGAAGGCGUCAACCACCAAAUUCGUCAGUUGCAGCAGCAAGGCACACAGCGACUGAGAUUCGUCAACAUGCAAUGUGAAACGCUGCGACGGUACUUGGUGGCGAAGGGGCACCAAGCGACUCUGCUGAGCGAACUUGGAAAAAGAAACGAAGCGGCAGCCUUGAACGCCUAUGUGAAACUGAAACCCACUUUCGACGCCCUCGAGGGACGCGCCGAUCACUUAGAAGAUAUGCAAGCAAAGCUGAACAUUCCUUUCUGGAAGAUGACGCCGACGCACACGGACGAGCUUCUCAAAGAAGCUCAGACGGCGAUUUUUGGAGCCUCUGAGCACGUGACGGAACUCUGCCAUGACUUGACGGCGCUGGUGGAGGAGUUUCGCGGCGGCCAUUUCCCCCUGCAAGGCUGGCCAGCAGAUUUCGUUGGCGACGCGGAAGACGAAGAAAUUAUGGAAAAGGUUUUCCAAAAAGACAAGAGGGACGCACCCGUCGUCUACAAGGACGGACGGGUGCCUUACCGCGAUUACUUCCUCGAAAAAGAGCCGUCCCAGUGCCAAGCGUUCGUCCGAAAAGAUACUUUACACGCGGAGUGGGCCAUUCGCAUGGUCACGCUUCGCGGACAUUACUUGUGUGUGCACACAACGGCGGAGGCGUCGUCGCCGCUGGAGAGCGCAAUUAUUCUUUCGAGCCAAGUAGUAUGUCGCUCUUUCUCGGACCCAGAGGUGACGGCCGUGGGCGUCCUGGCGCGGCGCGAGUAUCCGUUCGGCGUCGAAGUCGUGGAGAUGGACGCGUCCGGGAAGACGUUGGAGGGGUAUCUGCUUCUCGCAGCUGAGAGUCACGAGCUCGUCUCCGAGUGGAUUGCUCUCCUCUCGAAAAAGUGUAUCCAGCGCGCGACAGGACUCCCCACAUUGCCGUGUGUGCCUCCGAGCCUCGCUCUCGCCGACCUCCCAGACGCGGUACCGACAGCCGACAUGCGGUACGGCGCGUACCACAGGUCAAUGGCUGCUGGCGUCCCCGUGAGAGGGGUGCUGAAGGACGAACCUGUGGCUGAGCGCGAGCCGAGCGAGGAGUCCAGCGAGGAGACCGGGAGCGACGAAGAACUCUCCUUCCUCUCCUCGUCGGAGUUCACAGAGUCGUCGACUUCCUCCGCGUCGACGCAGAGAGGGCGGCGUUGGCCACGGUCGACACCCGACGGAGAAGAAGACGACGAAGACUCGGACGAGAGGGAGGCCGAGGUCUCCUCUCCACGCAGAGCUCGUCCGACGCUGCCCGCGCCGCCUACGCCGCCGUCGGCGCGCAGCCUUCCACAGAGCUCCUCGGAGACUGAAGAGGAGUCACACCUCGUUCGUCCUUCUCAAGUAAAGGAGAGGAACGCCUGGAUGCGACGUCCGCAAGCAAAGCUCCCGGAGGACGAGAAAAAAGUCAAGCGCCUUUCUGUCCGGGAUGCGGCCGCCUUCUUCGAGCGCGGCGCCGGACGCAAGGCCUCGCCAACAGGGUCUUCGAAGGUGUCUCCGAACAAGAAAGAGUCUCCAAAAAAGAAACUGUCCCCGAAGCGCGCGCACGAAGGAGACAGCGCGUCUUUGCGGGAGAGUGACGCAGACGGAGGGAGAGGUUCAGCGGUCGGAAAGAGAGGGGAAGAGAAAGCAGAGAUCAUGGAAAAUGCUGCGCCGAGAUUUGCUCACUUCUCAGCGGCUCACAGGCGUACCCCUCCGGUGCUCUCGGCGACGAGAGAAGGAAGCACGGAAGUUCAGAGAAGUCGAGACAGAGAAUUUGCGAAAGAAAAGAACGAUCAACGACCACGGACGGAGGAAAAGAACUUAAAACACAGAGCAAACACAGACGGACAGAAAGAAGAAGAAAACGAGGACGAAGAAGAAGAGGAAGAAGAAGAAAACGAGGACGACGGAGAAGAGGAAGAAGAAGAAAACGAGGACAACGGAGAAGAGGAAGAAGAAAACGAGGACGACGGAGAAGAGGAGGAGGAAGCAAACGAGGACGACAGAGAAGAGGAGGAGGAAGCAAACGAGGACGACGGAGAAGAGGAAGAAGACGAAAACGAGGAUGAAGAAGAAUAUGACGAAGAGGAACGACUGGAGAAAAGGCGAAUGGGAGAAGAGACGUUCGCCGUGUUGGCUCCACGGCCUGAGGCGACCCACCUGAGAGACGUCUCCGCAGCGACAUCGGUGAGGACGCAAGCCUCCGAUCGCGAAAUUCCUUCUUUCCUCCCGUCGCUCCAGAGAAGGAACGCGUCGGAGGCGAGACAUCUGCGUGCGCCUCACGAGGAAGCCACACGAGCGAACACCGGCAGGAGAGAAGAGAGAGAAGAACGGCGACGCAGGGAGAGAGAAGAGAGAGAUGAGAGAGAAGAACGACGCCACAGAAGAGAAGCAGAAGACCUUUCGAGGCAACUGGUUUUGAGGGAAGACGACGCAUGGUUUUCAGCAGACUCGGAACUCGUCACAGCGGCGCCAGGAAAGGCCAUCCCGACGCGCAUGGCUGAGCGUCCGACAGACUCUGGGAGGCGCCUUGGCUGGAAAGAAAGCGCCAGCACGACCAGACGUCUUGGCGCGUCUUCUCCUUUCUCCAAAAGUUCUCUUCCACCUGCCUCUGCGUCUGCUUCGUCUUCUUCCUUUUCUUCUUCUCUCUCGCAAGCAAAAAACUCUCCUCGGACGCGAACCUUCCUGCAUAUGCACGGAGCAGUGGCGGCAAGUGUGCGAGGCCCCGAGAGUCGGCAGCGUCGACGACCGGCGCCGAAGAUGCCUGCCGCUCCGAUGAUGAUUCGCCUUCCGCCUGCCUCAGCUCUCCCCAAAUUUGUGCAUGCGCGCUCUGUCGCCUUCACUACAGAGACCUUCUUCUCUCCACGCGUUGUCGAGGGCGCAGCUGGGGAAGAAGGCGACGGAGAGGGAGAAGAAGACAGAGAGGAGGAGGAAGAAGGCGACGGAGAGGGAGAAGAAGACAGAGAGGAAGAAGAAGACAGAGAGGAAGACGAGACACUGUCCGCGAUUCAGAGGAGCGUUGUACGGGGACGAGGCACAGCAGUUGCGACGGCGAAGGAGACAACUAGAACGCCUCUGCGCGCGACGCGGAUUCUCAGGCCUGCCGGCGCGACCGGAGACUCCUCUUCUUCCUCGGUUUCUUCGGGGACCCGCGUCGUUCGCUGUGUCGAUCCUCAGACACACCAAAUUCACUGGGUGAAGGCAGCGCCUGGGAGGCCGCCCCGGAAGAAGGAGGCCGCCGUCUCGACCUCGCCGGCGACGCAGGAGGAAACUCCUGUGAGUCCGAGGACGAUUCAAAUCAUGCUCGAACAAAUCGGAGCGAGGCGAAUCGGAUAA
Messenger RNA from Toxoplasma gondii ME49, 4215 nucleotides. Its product is annotated as B-box zinc finger domain-containing protein. The record is from RefSeq and is a predicted model, not a curated record. The transcript has 13 exons. The coding region runs from base 1 to 4215 and encodes 1404 amino acids. Lineage: Eukaryota; Apicomplexa; Conoidasida; Eucoccidiorida; Sarcocystidae. Gene Ontology annotation, molecular function: zinc ion binding.